Thrips palmi is the source of this 1426-nucleotide messenger RNA. RefSeq names its product mitochondrial ribonuclease P protein 1 homolog. Gene Ontology annotation, biological process: positive regulation of mitochondrial translation; mitochondrial tRNA 5'-end processing. Gene Ontology annotation, cellular component: mitochondrion; nucleoplasm; nucleus. The record is from RefSeq and is a predicted model, not a curated record. Lineage: Eukaryota; Metazoa; Arthropoda; Insecta; Thysanoptera; Thripidae. Gene Ontology annotation, molecular function: tRNA binding. Bases 176 to 1357 code for a protein of 393 amino acids. The transcript has 4 exons.
CAUACACCACAAAACACAACACUAGCAGACAACUAUUUUAACCUAGUCUGCAUGCGUUCUAUUUGACUCACAGGACAGUAACAUUUUUCUCUAUUUUUUUCCAUUCUAAGCCACCUUAUAUACAUCUGGUUAUGUUUUUAAAAUUUGUUUGUUCGUUGUUGGCCUAAAUUCAAUCAUGUGGUUUGCUCUGAGGCGAAUUGUGAACGUUGGAGCAAAUCAACUUACAAGCUUCAGCAAGUUAUCUUGUUGUUGUGGAAUAAGAAGUAAGACCUGUGCCUCCCUGGAAAAACAGAAUUGGCUCUCCACGCAGGCUCCCAUGCACCUACAAGAUAUGUCAAAUCAUGGUAACCAAGGUAAUUCUACCAGUUGCCAAAAAGUCAAACUGAAUCCUGAGAUUGACGAUAGACCUUACAAAUUAUCCAAGGAACAAGAAGAAUUUCUGACUCAAGGAAGUGCAGAAAAUAGGCUGAAGUUAGAUGAAUUUUUACUGCAAUUGCAAACAUUUAGGGAGACUGGAACAGAGUUACCUGAUGUGGUGAAACUUGAGGACUUGUGUAAUAUGUUACCUCUUGCUUAUGUCAAGCGAUUGCGCUAUUUGACAUACUUAAUGAAGAUUGAAUACAAGUCUAAAAUGCAAGUUCAACGAAAGGCAGCCAAACAAAUUUCCCGCAGUCAGAAGAUAGAAAAGAAGCAGGAGCUGGAAUCGAAGUUGGAGCAUCCCUGGCUCGAACACAGUAAUCUCAUGAUGCCAAUCCAUAAAGGGCAAAUGAACCAUUUUUAUAACUCCAAUUCACUUGCGGGGUUACUUUAUGGUCAGAAGGUCGUAAUAGAUUGCUCCUAUAACUCGUAUAUGAAUGAUUUAUCUAUAAAGCUCACAGCAAAACAGAUAUUAUUUUGCUUCUACAGCAGCCGCAAAAACCGAAGACCAUUCUCGUUGUAUAUUUGCAAUCUAGAUUAUGAUAGCAGAUUAAUGUAUUAUCUGAAGAAACUUCAUCCAGGAGUAUUAGAUGUUCCCAUCAGCUUCCACUCAAAAUCUUAUACUGAGCUUUUUGACAGGAAAAAGAUUGUUUAUCUUACACCUCAUUCAUAUACUGUAUUAAACUACAACCCAGAAGACAUUUAUAUCAUUGGUGGUUUUGUGGAUAAACAGCAGCUUGAAGUGUCUCGAUCCAAGGCAGAGAAUGAGCACUUACGGUUUGCUUCUUUGCCACUGGACAAUUAUUUGAAAUGGAAGAGUGGAUCCAGGAGCCUUUGCCUUCAUCAAUGUCUUGACAUUCUCUUGGAGGUGAAGAACACAGGGGACUGGUCAAAAGCUCUUCAGGCACAUGUGCCCUCAAGAAAAAUCAAACCCUUGUGACUUGUAGUUUGUGACAAGUUUAGCAUUACUGCUGGAAAAGGACCAGAAAUAAAGUUAACUAAUUGAGUA